Cylindrotheca closterium is the source of this 1959-nucleotide messenger RNA. NCBI's taxonomy places the organism in Eukaryota, Bacillariophyta, Bacillariophyceae, Bacillariales, Bacillariaceae. The record is from the annotation of a GenBank genome assembly.
AUGCCGAAUGAAACUGGUGGAGCCGACGACCAAUCGGUCGAGAUACGACUCGAUGAGCAUAUUCCGCCGGUUCAGGCUGUGACAGUCACACGGAAAAAGAAACGAGCACCCAAACCAAGACCAAUAUUUCCGCCACAAAGACCGGUGAAAGGAACGCUAGGGCAUUCCACUCGGCAACUGUUGAAUGAGAAAGCGGCUGAAAUGUACAGUGAUGACGAAUCCGUGUACUUGAGUGACAAAAAUGAAGAGGUAGUGGAUCCCGACGAACCAAUUGGAAAAAGUGAUGAUGCUCCAGCACCUGUGAUAACAGCUUCCUCUGAUGCACUUCAGUCGUCUAAUGACAAGAGGGAAGAGUACGCAAAAUCCCAAUCAUCUCCUCCACCUCUACCGAAAAAUCAAUCAAAUAGUGGAAACGACCACCAAGUUCUUGCUGGAUUGCCGACGCUAGGCAGCCGUGGGAGUCCUGGGAUCGAGUCUGCGCCUCGUGCACCGUUAGAAGCUAUAACUGUGCCGUCAAAACAACCAAAAUCUCGUUCAGCGGACGACGGUUAUGAAGUUGCCACCGACGCUGGUUUGACCCCUGCUGGCUUGGCUUCUCUGGGUGCGACGGAAGAUAUCGAGUCAACAAACGCAACGAAUGACAAAGGAGAUGCCGUGGGUGAAGUUGCUAGUGAGCCAUCAAAGAAACGAAAACGACUGCUGAUCUGUAUCGUCCUCCUGUUGGUUUUGAUUGUCGCCAUUGUGGUUGGUGUAGUAGCUUCUGGUGGCGAUUCUGAUGACGGAGAGAGUUCAAGUAUCGCAAAGUCACCUAACGACGACGGACCCACAGCAGCCGUUACCAAUUUGCCAUCUUUUUCACCGACUGCUUCACUAUCUACGUCACCGUCAACUUCACCAUCAUCAGUGCCAUCUACACGGCCAACUUUGCUCCCGACUCUAUCUGCAAGCCCAACAGCAACACCUGUUCCUACUUUCAACCCAUCUUCGAGUCCAAGUUCUUUUCCAUCAACGCUUGACCCCAGUACCAACCCAUCUUCGAGUCCAAGCUUCACUCCAUCAAUGCUUGACCCCAGUGCCAAUCCAUCGUCGAGUCCAACCUUCUUUCCAUCAACGUCGGUUCCCAGUGUUACUCCAACUAUAGUUCGGUCAGUUGGUCCCACUGCGCUACCAUCAUCAGCUCCCAGCGCUACUUUCACCAUACCACCUACAUUGGUUCCAAGUCCUGUUCCAACCGUGCCACCAACAUCUGCUUCCAGUAGUACUCCAAGUAUAGCGGCAUCUGAACGCCCCACUAGGACACCAACAAUUGCUCCCAGCGCCAGUCCAUCUGGGACACCAACAGUUGCUCCCAGCGCCAAUCCCACUGGAGAUUUAACGCGAGCCCCCACCACCUCGACGGAACAAGUUUGGAUCAACAAUCUGUUACCCUUUUUCGGAGAUAGCUUCCCCUCAACUCAACUGCAAAGAACCGUAUUGAAUCAACUUGCUCAAACGGACAACUGGGCACCAAAUGACACUUCGGACAGUCGCCUUUGGAUGGAACGGUUUGUCUUGUCGGUGUUUUAUGAAUCAUGCGGAGGCAGCGGGUGGAAUUUGAGCAGUGGGUGGAGAAAUCGCAACCUUAGUUCUUGUAACUGGUUUGGUGUCAGUUGCGAUUCCUCCAACCGGGUUGUCAGUCUCUUGUCGCAAUUCAACGGCCUGUCAAAUUCGUUGCCAUCUGAAAUUGGUUUGCUGGGUGAACUCACACGCCUUGGAUUACAAACAAAUCGAUUACAAGGAAACAUACCUACUGAAAUCGGAAGACUGACAAAGUUGGCAUCGCUGGAUUUACGCAAUAACCGAUUAGAAGGAAGAGUACCUGCCGCAGUAGAGAACCUUGCAGUCUCUAGUGGUACAUCAAUCUUACUUGGUGGGAAUCAGCUGGUCUGCACAAACAGCAUCUCAAACCUAGACUGUUGA